This is a messenger RNA of Cetraspora pellucida, 831 nucleotides long. Lineage: Eukaryota; Fungi; Glomeromycota; Glomeromycetes; Diversisporales; Gigasporaceae. The record is from the annotation of a GenBank genome assembly.
AUGAAAUUGUUCAAGAAUAAUGAAACAAAACUUUUAUAUUACACUUCAUUAUCAAAUGCAUUAAAAAUAUUUGCAAACUCUGUGUAUAGUGAGACAGGUUACAGAUAUUCACCAUUAUAUCAUAAAGAAGUUGCUUCAUCAGUUACAGUAUUUUGUAAAGCAACAUUAAAGAUCAUGAUUGAUUUCGUGAAAGAACAAGGAUUUAUAGUAGUUUAUAGAGACACAGAUUCUAUAUUUUAUUCAUUGCCAGAAUCAUAUUUCACAGAACUUGAUACUAAGUACUCUAACAAAUUAUUAUCAAAAAAAGAGUAUUGGGAGGAGCAGAUCAAAUUAACAAUAUUACACUCAAAGAUACUAGAAACAAAAAUUAAUAAAUACUUGAAACAGAUUAUAAAAUCUAUAUACUUAAAGAUAACCUAUGAAAAAACCAUGUACUCCUUUUUAAUUUUUGGAAAAAAGCAUUAUAUUGCAAUUACUCAUUCAGAUGUGCCAAAUUUAGACAAUUUAAAUUUACUAUUGAAAGGUCUCAAAACCAUUAAACGUAAUGUAACAGAGUUUUACAAACUAGUAGCGAAAGAAUUAAUAUAUUCUUUACUUGGAUUCAAUAAAGAUUUCUUGAUCAGACAAGAAGAAAUAGACCAAAAAGAAUUAUUUGACACAACAUAUGCUUCAGUAUCAGCAGUCAAUUUUGUAAGAUUAUUAAACAAAGAUCUGUCAAAAGAAGAACAAAAUGAAAUACUUAAGCAAAUCACAAAAUCUGAUACAAAAAAAGGAAACAAGAUGGUUAAUAGUUUUAUUGCUAGAUUGAAACAUUCUAUUGAGCCAGGAUGA